Alternaria viburni is the source of this 2325-nucleotide messenger RNA. RefSeq lists its product as uncharacterized. The coding region runs from base 1 to 2325 and encodes 774 amino acids. NCBI's taxonomy places the organism in Eukaryota, Fungi, Ascomycota, Dothideomycetes, Pleosporales, Pleosporaceae. The record is from RefSeq and is a predicted model, not a curated record. The transcript is spliced from 3 exons. Gene Ontology annotation, molecular function: protein binding.
AUGGAUGCGUGCGCAGACCUCAAAAAGCCCGAGCAAGCCAUGGAACAGCAUCAAGCCUUGCUUCAACUGGCUAAGCAGAUGAAAAGAAAGAUUCCCGAAGACCGCAAGAGCAGAGACGCAUUGCUAGCGGGCUUCCUACCCGCGCCUGGACUUGAAACAGCGAAUUCUGAUAGCGAGGAUAGUGAUGAUAGCGAGGAUAGUGAUGAUAGCGAGGAUAGCGAGGAUAGUGAUGAUAGCGAGGAUAGCGAGGAUAGUGAUGAUAGCGAAGAUAGCGAAGAUAGGCUUUGGAUCAACACGUCGUUCUUACCACCGGCAUAUCCGCCUUCCGUCGUCCCUCUCAACGGCCUGCAGCCUAUCGCGAUCCAAAAGCUUCGGCUUGAACGACAACAUCGCGGCCGCUAUAUUGUAUUGCGAUCCAUCACGUCUCCAAAACGUAUGGCAGCGAUUGAGGUUCUGGCGGAAGACGAGCAUGGGGAUGUCAUACCAUUGCAAUUGUACCAGCAGGAAGAUGAAGCAACCCGCCCAGCCACAGACAUUAUCCAUGAGAACUCGGUUGUCCUCAUCAAGGAGCCGUUCUUCAAGUUCACGGCACGUGGAGAUUACAGUCUGCGAGUGGACCACCUUUCCGAUGUAGUGUUCCUCUCAGACAGCGACAUCAUAGUACCUCAAUUAUUUCAACGACCGCAGGUCAAAACAGCAGACACGUUGAGAUUCGAGGGAGAUAUCCUUAUAGGCGAUGGAAAGAACUGGCAGGCGAUUGAUAAGUAUUCAGCUGCCUUGCUGCAAUCACCUACACCCGACGAGAUCAAGGUGAUGAAGCGAAAUCGAUCGUUAGCCUACCUCAGAACCAGGCAAUAUGAAGCGGCGCUCUCGGAUAUCGGAAAUUACAAUGAAGAAGUAUCAGACGAGGCUUUGCUUCGUGCCUCAGAAGCACUUUACUACCUGGCCCGUUAUCAAGAGUGCUGCAACGUGCUAGAAAGGCUCUGCGAACUGUUUCCGAACAGAGAAGACGCCGUUCGUGCGCUUGCUCGUGCUCGGCGCCGAUGCGACGAGCAUGCUAGUGGACAGUUCGACUUCAAACACCUCCAAGACCAAGCAACAGAAGUCCGACCGCCGCAUCUAGAUCACGCUUCGUACACUAAGCCAGUAGAGAUUCGCACGGUAGAAGGCAAAGGUCGCGGUCUAUUCACAACCCAGUCUCUCAAGGUCGGCGAUUUGGUGCUGUGUGAGAAGGCCUUCAGCCACGCUCAUCUUGAUGAGGGCGAGAGAGGCAACGCAAGCUUCACUCGCUUAGUCAAUCUCGAGAGGAACUCGGACAUCACAGGCGUCAAGGCCGACCUUAUUCGCAUGAUCGCGCAGAAGCUGUACAAGAACCCUUGUCUGGCCCCUGGUUUCACCGAAUUGUAUCAUGGCGACUAUCAAGCGGUCGAUACACAGCGCAUGGAUGGUCGACCGGUAGUGGACACCUUCCUCAUCGAACGAAUCACGGCUCUCAACAACUUCGGCUGUGCUCUCACGAGUCUGAACAUAUACAAAGACCGACUGGCACAGAGGAGCACGCCAAAAGAGAAACUCCAUGACUGUGGCAUCUGGAUCACAGCCUCAUACAUCAACCACAGCUGUUUGGGCAACGUCUGUCGAACAUUCAUUGGAGACAUGAUCAUCAUACGCGCGACCAAGGACUUGGAUGCGGGCACAGAAGUCACAUUCCCGUAUGUUUUUCCGGAAGGGAAAUACAAUUCGAAAAUGGUCGAAGAGCUAGAUCAUUGGGGCUUCACCUGCAAGUGCCCGCUCUGCGAAGAUAUCAAAACCACCGAAUCUGCGGACCUCACGAAGAGGCAGGACUUGUUGAACCAACUAAAAAAACUCUUUAAAUCUCCGGUGACAGGAAUCCAGUAUACGAACGAGGUCGAACGCUUAGCCGAGGCGCUCAACGAGACGUACGCUUGUCCGGCGGAAGAAGUGCCUAGGCUCAUGUUGUGGAGUCCGUACCACGUACUGACACGGAUCUACAUGGCGCGCCUCGUUGAAGCCAAAUUGAAGCGCCUCUUUAUUGGCAAAGCAUUGGGGGCCAUGGGUAAGUCUCUUCAAGCUAUGGGCUUCCACUUGACCGGGCUUGACCGCACGUCUGCGCCUUUGAUGAUCACACGAUGGGGUCAUGUGGAAGAUCGUCUGGUAGAAGUCUUCCUGCAUGCGCGAUCAGUGUUUGAGCAGUUGGGGUUGUUGACCAAGAUGGAACAAGCGGAUCGAUAUGCGCGUACAGUGUAUCGAGUAGUGGUGGGGGAAGAUGCGUCAUUCGAUGAGACGCACCCUAGGUCUUCUUAG